GCAAGUACCACUCUUGGCAUCAGCAAAUUUCCCAGACAAAACACAGCCCACACCAUACAUAUAAAGAUGGCCAAACAAGUUCUCUCCCUUUCACUUCUACUUGUUUUUCUCUUCCACUGCACCACAACUUCAGGCCAGCCAGCUCAGGCCCCGACGCUGCCUGCAGUGGCUCCAGCUGCACCUGCCAAUGCUCCGGCCCCACCCGGCCCCCCUGACGUCACCAAAAUCCUCCAAAAAGUCGGAGGGUUCACGAUCCUAAUCCGCCUCUUAAAGAGCACCGGAGUGGCUGACCAACUCAGAGGGCAGCUCAACGAUUCAAGCAUUCGUUUCACUCUUUUUGCUCCAAACGAUAACGCAUUUUCCAACCUCAAAGCUGGCACUCUAAACUCUCUUAAUAACGAAGAAAAGGUCAGGCUUAUACAGUUUCAUAUCUUGCCGACUUAUUAUACUUUGGAAAACUUCCAAACUGUGAGCAACCCAGUACGAACACAAGCGGGAGAUAACAAACCUGGUGAUUACCCACUAAAUGUGACCAGUGUUGGAAGCCAAGUAAUCAUUUCGACUGGCCUUGUCAAUGCUUCAGUGAGUGGUACUCUUUAUUCGAAUUUUCAACUUGCUAUAUAUCAAGUAGACAAAGUUCUUCUUCCUCUUGACCUUUUUGUUGCAAAGCCUCCAUCACCAGCUCCAGCACCAGCCCCAACCAAGCCCAAGCCAAAGAAGACUACGGCAGCAGCCAGUCCAGAGACGAGUACUACUGCAACUCCUACAGUGGUUAAUUCUGGUGCAGUGAGUCUCGCAACCCAUGGAAUAUUGGUGUCGCUUGGAGUUGCGGUUUUAAUCGCAACAUUCUCUUUGUGAUACCAAAAAGGGGACGAUAUAUGCAUCAGCUGGAUAUGUUUUGGGGUAUAAAUUAUCUACUACUUUAUGAUUUUGCUGAGUUGGUUUGAACCCUGAUCAUUGUCACCGAGUGCUUGUAUACUAUUAAGGUUGAUUGUAUGCUUUUUAUUUUCCCCUUAAUAAAUACUUUUUUCUGUA
Quercus lobata is the source of this 1035-nucleotide messenger RNA. RefSeq names its product fasciclin-like arabinogalactan protein 12. The record is from RefSeq and is a predicted model, not a curated record. The coding region runs from base 67 to 858 and encodes 263 amino acids. The transcript has a single exon. Gene Ontology annotation, cellular component: plasma membrane. Gene Ontology annotation, biological process: plant-type secondary cell wall biogenesis. Lineage: Eukaryota; Viridiplantae; Streptophyta; Magnoliopsida; Fagales; Fagaceae.